AUGGGUGGGGCUGGAGACACGUGCUCUCAGCCGCACACACGGGAAUCGUUUAUUUGUGGCCGGAAUUCUUUCGUAGGAAUUCCGAAACCUAUCAAAGAAACUCAUAGGAAUGACGCACUAAUUAUAGGAAUAAAAAUAACUCAGGCAAACCAAUUAUUAGCCAUGGGUAGGGCUGGAGACACGUGUUCCCAGCCCCACCCACUUGAAUCGUUUAUUUGCGGCCGGAAUUCUUUCGUAGGAAUUCCGAAACCUAUCAUAGAAACUCAUAGGAAUGACGCACUAAUUAUAGGAAUAAAAAUAAUUCAGGGAAACCAAUUAUUGGCCAUGGGUGGGGCUGGAGACACGUGUUCCCAGCCCCACCCACGGGAAUCGUUUAUUUUCGGCCGUAAUUCUUUCGUAGGAAUUCCGAAACCUAUCAUAGGACCUCAUAGGAAUGUUGCACUAAUUAUAGGAAUAAAAAAAAUUCAGGGAAACCAAUUAUUAGCCAUGGGUGGGGCUGGAGACACGUGUUCCCAGCCGCACCCACGGGAAUCGUUUAUUUGCGGCCGAAAUUCUUUCGUAGGAAUUCCGAAACCUAUCAUAGGAACUCAUAGGAAUGUACGAACUAAUUAUAGGAAUAAAAAAAUUCAGGGAAACCAAUUAUUAGCCAUGGGUGGGGCUGGAGACACGUGUUCCCAGUCCCACCCACGGGAAUCGUUUAUUUGCGGCCGGAAUUCUUUCGUAGGAAUUCCGAAACCUAUAUAG
Molecule: messenger RNA, 744 nt
Organism: Macrosiphum euphorbiae (potato aphid)
Lineage: Eukaryota; Metazoa; Arthropoda; Insecta; Hemiptera; Aphididae
Source: the annotation of a GenBank genome assembly